Molecule: messenger RNA, 1637 nt
Organism: Xenopus tropicalis (tropical clawed frog)
Lineage: Eukaryota; Metazoa; Chordata; Amphibia; Anura; Pipidae
Gene: gjd3
Product: gap junction protein delta 3
Exons: 2
Coding region: 189-1109 (306 amino acids)
Biological process (GO): AV node cell to bundle of His cell communication by electrical coupling; cell communication
Cellular component (GO): gap junction; connexin complex; plasma membrane
Source: RefSeq, a predicted model, not a curated record
GCUGUGUUUAAAAAGGGCUGCACUCCUUGGAGAUAAGCCCCAGUCACUGCUGCUGCACUCUAAAUAUGUUUCCCUGCCGUGUGUCCCUGUCUGCCGUCAUGGGGCUUGUGGGGAGUCUGGAUAUUAUGGAAAGCAACGUGUCCUGAUAUCUGUCGGGAGCAGAGCAAGUUUCCAGGAAGAGCGACAACAUGGGGGAGUGGGGCUUUCUGAGCUCAUUGCUGGACGCAGUGCAGGAGCAUUCUCCCAUGGUGGGACGUUUCUGGCUGGUGGUUAUGCUCAUAUUCCGCAUCCUUAUCCUGGCCACGGUCGGAAGCGACAUGUUCGAAGACGAGCAAGAGGAGUUUGUGUGCAAUACAAUGCAGCCGGGUUGCCGACAGGUUUGCUAUGACCGUGCCUUCCCCAUCUCCCACUAUCGAUUCUGGGUUUUUCACAUUGUGCUGUUAUCAGCCCCGGCUGUACUCUUUGUCAUUUACUCCAUGCAUCAAAAUUCCAAGAUGGGGAGAGACGCCGAAGAGGAGGAGGCUGCGAGAGCCGGACAGCAGGCCAUCGUCAGGUCAAAAACAAGGCCAGACCAGCGUGGGCGCCACAUACGCACCUUUUAUAUCGUCAAUGUGGUUAUGAGGAUUUUGGCCGAGGUUGGAUUUCUAGUCGGACAGUGGCUUCUCUAUGGGUUUCGGGUGGACCCCCAAUAUCUGUGCCAACGUGAACCCUGCACGCAUACUGUGGAUUGCUUUGUAUCAAGGCCCACGGAAAAGACAAUCUUCCUCCAGUUUUACUUUGUGGUGGGCGUCAUCUCCGCUUUUCUUAGCGUGUGUGAACUUCUGCACAUUCUGCUAAAGGGAAAGUGUAGGGCAGCGGGUGAGGGGGACGGACCUAGCCCCCCGCCAGCCUAUGAAAGGGACAACUGGUCCAACAGGGAGCACGAGAGGACAAAUCAUUUCUUGCUCCAAAAUCAAACACGGGACAACAGGGAAAUCAGAAGACCCGACGGGCACCGCCUCUCCAUCCCGUACUCCCAAAGCACAACCUACAAGCUCAAGGUGGUUCCCAGCUCAUCCAAUAGUAGCAAAUCUUCCAGGUUACUGGUCAAAGGAGAUUUGACUGUGUAGGGGAUGUGUUAACGUUUCUGCUGUAAACUUUUUUUUUUUUUUACUACAAAAAUAAGAAAACAAGUCAUUAUUGGAAAAUGUUUCCGUUUUUCCAAGAGAAUCCUCUUAUAAUUCUGGCAGAACUUCCGUAACUGGGAUACAGAAUAUGGAGCCUCUGGCUUCUUGGCUUAGCCAAUGAACAUCUGCGUAUUAUGGUUGCUCUAGGAUUUCCAAUUCUCCUCUACAUAGACAUUGAAAAACAAAAUGCCAUAUGCCCUCACACUAAGGUCUCUGCUGUUUCAGCAGCCUGGUCAGACACGAGACCAAUUAACAGAAUAAUAAAUACGUGCCAGAUGUUUAACAUAGUGGCCAAUGAAAUGGGGUCAACUGUUCUUGAUAACAUUAUCUCCUGAGUGCCUUAAAGGUAAAACGUACCCUAUGUAUAUAUUGCUAUCAUCUUCCAUUUGAUUUCUGGUUAAAGGGGAACUCCAGCUCCCAAACAAAAUGUGUUAAAGAGCCCCACACAGCACAGAACCCCCUAAUAUCCCU